UGGAAAAAGCCAUAACAUCCCUGUGAAAUUGGAGCAAUUUCAGUUUAAAUCGUUAACGUGCACGAAUUUCAUUGGGCCCUAUCCCACCGUAGAGCAAAUUUCACAUCUUCCCGUAUUUUAGGGUUUCGCCUCUCUCCACCUUCUCCUUACCUAGUUACGUCUCCCUCUCUCUUUGACUCGCCGGUCGGUGAAUAUUACGGAAAAUCCUAUUUUCCGAUAACAAUCCCGACCUGCGAUUGUCUUCAACUUUUCCCUGUAAAAUUUCAUUGCCAAUCGCACAAUUAACCUACUUUGUUACCUCCAAAAUCUUUGAUUUCGAAAUUUUAGACUGAGGCUGUCUUUACCAAAUAUUCAUUUCUAGAUUGAAAUCUUCACUUGCCUUAUUGCUAUUGUUAUAGCUGCCGAGGAAUUUGGAGGAGGGCUCUAGAUAGUUAAUUGUGCGUGGAUUAUAAGCGAAGAUGACCAGUCAAGGCGGAUCUUCCAGGAGAAGUCUGUCGUUGACAAAUUCAUCUUCUGUGCUUGGGAGGAAGAAAGCAUCUGAGAAUGGUGGAGGCCCCGAUCCUUCACGAAAAUCCUUCAACUCUUCUCGGCCCGGGGGAUUAACUGGUGAGCGUACAGUAAAACGACUGCGCCUGUCAAAGGCCUUGACAGUACCUGAAAGCACAAGUAUUUAUGAUGCUUGCCGUCGUAUGGCUGCUCGUAGAGUUGAUGCCCUAUUGCUAACCGACUCAAAUGCAUUACUUUGUGGAAUUCUUACAGACAAGGAUAUAGCAACAAGAGUUAUUGCUCGUGAAGUUAAUCUUGAGGAAACACCCAUUUCUAAAGUUAUGACCAGGAACCCAGUUUUUGUUCUUUCCGACACUCUUGCUGUGGAAGCUCUCCAGAAGAUGGUUCAAGGAAAAUUCAGACAUUUGCCUGUUGUUGAAAAUGGAGAGGUCAUUGCAUUACUUGACAUAGCAAAAUGUUUAUAUGAUGCAAUUGCUCGCAUGGAAAGAGCAGCUGAGAAAGGAAAGGCAAUUGCUGCAGCAGUUGAAGGUGUAGAGAAAAAUUGGGGGACAUCUUUUUCUGGACCUAAUACAUUCAUCGAGACACUUAGAGAGCGGAUGUUUAGGCCUUCUUUAUCUACCAUAGUUCCAGAGAAUUCAAAGGUUGUAACAGUUUCACCAACUGAAACAGUUUUGGCAGCGACAAAGAAGAUGCUUGAAUUUCGAACAAGCUCUGCAGUGGUGAUUGUUGAUAGCAAACCACGGGGAAUUUUGACUUCAAAGGAUAUUUUGAUGCGGGUAAUAGCACAAAAUCUUCCCCCAGAUUCCACUUUGGUGGAAAAGGUCAUGACCCCUAACCCUGAAUGUGCAACUGUUGAUACGCCGAUUGUUGAUGCUCUGCAUACCAUGCAUGAUGGAAAAUUUUUGCACCUUCCAGUGGUAGACAGAGAUGGGAAUGUAGUUGCUGUUGUUGAUGUAAUUCAUAUUACUCAUGCUGCAGUAGCCACGGCUGGAAGCACUACUGGAGUAAAUAAUGAGGCAGCAAGUACAAUGAUGCAAAAGUUUUGGGAUUCUGCAAUGGCCUUAAGUCCCAAUGAGGAUGAUGAGGAUACACGGAGUGAAGGUUCCUUAAAAGUACCUUCCGAAGGAGAUACAGGGAGAUCUCUUGCCUAUCCUUCAUCAUCGGGGUUGCCAAAUACGUUUAGUUUUAAAAUUGAAGACAAGAAGGGCCGGAUGCACAGAUUUACUUGUGAUACUCGGAGUUUAACAGAUUUAAUAACUUCAAUACUUCAGAGACUAGGGGAUGACAUUGACCGUAACAACUUGCCUCAAAUUUUGUAUGAAGAUGAAGAUCAUGACAAAGUUGUUCUGGAGUCAGAUAGUGAUCUUGUAACAGCUGUCGAUCAUGCAAAAUCAGCUGGUUUGAAGGGUCUGAGGUUGCAUUUAGAUUAUUCUGGCGUACAUGGUCGCCGAGGUGGUUCUAGUUCAGGAGAUUUAGAUUACACACACACAGAUGCAUGGGCUGCUGCAUACAGUGCUGUAGCAGCAGGUGCUGCUCUGGUUGCUGGGUUAGGCGUGCUUGCAUAUUUGCGAAGAUCCGGAUACUAAUGUGUCGGAAUACAAAUCAAUUUACCUGAAUUAAAUUGAGAAAGAGUGGAAUUGAUCGUGACAGCAUUUCUUCUGCUUGACAAUGUGUUCUUGUAGAAGUACAAAUGGACAAGAAAAAAAAAACUAAAAUUCUUGGUGCUGGGUGCUGCACUGCACACUUGACAUGUAUGGACUUACUGCUGUGUAUUCUUUUUCAGAUAUACAGGUUGGAGAAUUUUGAUGUAUAGAAAAUAAAUUAUUGUGCCGCUCCAGUUUCCACUUUGCACUAUACAAUUUUGACUUUGGAAA
Jatropha curcas is the source of this 2381-nucleotide messenger RNA. Its product is annotated as CBS / octicosapeptide/Phox/Bemp1 (PB1) domains-containing protein. NCBI's taxonomy places the organism in Eukaryota, Viridiplantae, Streptophyta, Magnoliopsida, Malpighiales, Euphorbiaceae. Gene Ontology annotation, molecular function: protein binding. The record is from RefSeq and is a predicted model, not a curated record.